Aplysia californica (California sea hare) is the source of this 2390-nucleotide messenger RNA. RefSeq names its product 5-hydroxytryptamine receptor 1-like. Lineage: Eukaryota; Metazoa; Mollusca; Gastropoda; Aplysiida; Aplysiidae. The record is from RefSeq and is a predicted model, not a curated record. The transcript is spliced from 2 exons. Gene Ontology annotation, molecular function: G protein-coupled receptor activity. Bases 805 to 2058 code for a protein of 417 amino acids. Gene Ontology annotation, cellular component: membrane. Gene Ontology annotation, biological process: adenylate cyclase-activating adrenergic receptor signaling pathway.
CUCAACUCUAGAUUCUAGACCUAAUCCUAAAUGACUGAAUGCAAGGAUUGAGAAAGCAUAUUCAUAAUUUAUCUUUGUGUUUUGUGCGCAAAGUUUUUCAAUCUAGGUUCUGUUGAAAGGCAGGCCUACCUUGUUGGUUGACUCUUGCUUGAUCGGGAGAACUAGGAUUACCCUGAGGGAGUUUACACAGUCUGGUCGGUCGGGUGUCCAGCAGCCUCAUACAACGUGACGUCUGCUGGAAGUAUCAUGUGCGAGUUUGCGACAGGUGGAUCAGUAUCUCGUCUCUUUUGGUGGCUUUUCGACCACCCGAGCAGGCUACUAUGGUUACCAUAAUGCAAGCACAGACACUGACUGUGUCAUUGUGUUUACUGUUAUGGCCUCUCCCUUAUCUAGUGAAGGGCGACCUGACUCAUUCCAAGCCUGCGUGUUGAGAGUGUAGCUGUUUCCAAAAGAUGUUCUUCGCUUUUCGUGCGUGCUUGUGCAAUAGCGAGGACUAAACGCGUUUUAAUUAGUGGAGUGCUAACUCCUGGCAGCAAUACUUUGUACCCUGCAGUUUAUAUCAGAAGGAAAUUAUGAGGACGAGUCGCUGCUAAAGGUUUUGCUUGAUGUUUUCUUCAUGAGCAAGAAAAGAAAAUGAACAAUCUUUGAAAAUAGAUAUUCUAUGUAAACAACGACCGGACACUUCGAUCCGACACAUUCACCUUGCACUGGACCUGUUUUGAUUACGGCACAAUGAUACACUCCAUCAUGUUUGCACUUCGAUCGUCAGCUCACUGACAACGUGCGACAUAAUCGAUAGUUACAAUGAAUAUUUUUAUAUUAUGUGUAGAGUUGGUGCUGAUAUUUGUAGCCUUGUUCGGAAACCUGCUAGUAAUUAUCGCAGUGGCGACAGAAUACCGACUGCGGAGAGUGAAGAACAACGUCUUUAUCGUGUCCCUGUCUGUGUCCAGUUUCUUCAUGGCCCUUCUCAUCAUGCCAGCCGCCGUGUACAGCGAGCUCCACACCAGCUGGACGCUGGGGAAGUUCGGUUGUCGUCUACGGCUGUCUCUGGAAAUCAUGUUCUGCACGGCCGCCGCUUGGAGCAUCGCCCUCGUCUGUCACGACCGUUACAAGCACGUGAGCGACCCGGUACACCGGCAGUGGUUCAUGACUCCUUGCAUCACGCUGCUUCAUGUGGCUGGGAUAUGGCUCUUGGCAGCCGCGCUCUCUUUACCCAACUUGUUCUUGAACUGGAACACUAUAAUCUAUACCCAUUACGUCGAUGAUAGCUUGACGGGAGAGCACGAGGGCCAUCAACACUAUGAUAAUAAUUACCUGCCCGUGACUGGAAUGAACGAUACUAUGGAAGACAAAUACUUGUUAAGAAAGAUAAAGGUUUGUGUCUUACACACAAGCAUUGGCUUCGGCAGCGCUAUGACCUGUGUUGCUUUUUUGCUUCCUCUCGUGCCGAUGCUCGUCAGUUUUUUACGUUUGUAUGCGCUAACACAACGCUUCCAAAAUUUACCUGAAUUACCGGCGACGCCAAAUAAAAGGGGAAGUACAGGUUCUUCCGGCCGUGUCGGAGUUUCGCGAGCCUUCCUAGGCGUGGCACCCCUUGGCUUGUUCAUUCUGUACUUUCUUGUGUGCUGGCUUCCCUUCUUCAUCACCUUCUUCAGGUCUAUCUUCAGGCCAGAACUGGUGGGCACGUUCACCUUCAAGUUCACGGUCUGGGUGGGCUACUCUAACAGCUGUGUGAACCCGAUACUUCUCGGGGUGUCCACACCGUCGUACCAUGAAGCUUUCAAGAGGAUCCUGACGCUGCGAACUUGCCAGAAAGGUGGUGAGUUCUACACGGACCCACGUUUCUCUAGUGUCGUAGCAGCCAAGGGGGGAGAGGAGAUGUCGCAGGAGGAGGAGGAGGAUGCGUUGGAAAUCGCCGGAGACCAGUCACCACCAACCAUUUGUGUGAUGGCCUCUGACUCGUUAGGCACCCAGCGCGAAUCGCAAAGUAGUCGUAAAAGUAAAAAGGUCAAGAUACGUUCAGGAUACGCUGAGGAGGUGAUGUUAUAUAUUAUGUAAAUUAUGGAUGGCAACAUGACAUGGAACACAGUAUAGUUGGAAUGACGCAGAUUACGUGACGAGAAACGAUGUCAGUGAUUGGACGCAAGGGGAAACGUAACGCAGAUGUAGUGGCAUAACACAGGUGUGUUCAAGAGGAAAUUUCGAGACGCAGAGAUAGUGACAUCGCACAGGCAUAGAGCUGACGUAUGACCCAGGUGUACGCCAGUGACAAGGAGGGAAUCGCGUGACACACUACUAUAAGAAACAACGUGCCCUGGAAGAAGAGAUGGGAGCCGGCGAAAAAAUUUUGUUAUUUCAAUUACAACGUUCUACCUGCUCACUACCUAGUU